AUGUCUACUAUAGGGGGAAUUGCUCCUGCUCCAGAAUUUUCAAAGAAAUUAUCUUACCCAAUUCCACCUGACCUUGAAGAUUACGAGAAGUUUUCUGAGCUCAAGAGAAAAUUGAUCAAGCCUGAAAAUAUAGAAAAAGUGAAGGAGUCUUGGAAAAGACUAUUAGUUGCAAUUGAGAAAAAGGUCGAAGAAAUAAAAAAUGCAAAAGAUUCAUACAUUCCUGAAAUUGAAUGGAAAACUAUCAAGGAGAAUGGUAAUAAAUUUCCAGAAGAUAUUGGAAAGUUGUUUGAAGAAAGAGGAUGUCUAAUAGUUCGCAAUGUUCUCGACAAAGAUACUGUUCGUGGUUGGUACCAGCAACUAUCUGAUUUUGUUUCAAAGCAUCCUGAUGUAGGUGGAUACCCGAACCCGAUUACAAACUGGUUUGUAUUCUGGAAUAAGGCUAUGAUAGAAGCUAGAUCACAUCCUGAAAUCACCCAAUUGAUGAGUGUAAUGUCUCAAUUCUUCUAUGUAAAAGAUAGUAAUUUACCAAUCGACAAGGAUUCCCAGAUAGUUUAUCCAGAUGCUUUUAGAAUCAGAAGUCCUGGACAAGAAACAACUUUAGAUUUACAUUUGGAUUCUGGCUCUAUUGAACGUUGGGAAGAUGAAGGGUACAGAAGAGUAUAUGCACCAAUUUUCGAAGGCAGAUGGGAAGAUUUCGAGCCAUUCGAAUUAGACCUGAGAUCUUUUGCUAAAUCAGAUUUAUAUUCUCAUUUAAAGACAAGACCAACAGCUACAUCGGCAUUUAGAACUUUGCAAGGUUGGCUAGCAUUAACUUCGGUCAAAAGCGGAGAAGGUACUAUUAGAUUUUUACCUAACAUUAAGUUAGUUACUGCUUACCUGAUUCUCAGACCAUUCUUUUGGAGAGAUGAUGGUGAAAUUGACAUAGAAACUCCUAAGUUUCCUGGAGCAAUUGUUGGUUCUGGCCAGUUUUUCUUGAGUGAAAAACUCCACCCCCACCUCAAGCCUUUGGAAUCGGUGAUAAGCAUCCCAUACGCAAAUGAGAGUGACUAUAUAUUCUGGCAUUGCGACGUUGCCCAUGAGGUUGACAAAGUCCACAAUGGAAAGAACAUCUCUUCAGUAUUUUACAAUGCCUUGUGUCCAUUAGCUCCAUACAAUGUGGACAAUAUGAUAGCCACUAGAAGAGCUUUCUACAGGGCAGAAUGUCCAAGAGAUUUCAUUAAAGAUCGUACUCAAAGUGGUCCUUCUGAAGGUGACUUCCCUGGUGAGCACGGCGAUGAAAGAAAUAUUCUUACUGAUGUUGGUUUGAGGGCUUUAGGUUUAAAACAGUUUGAGCUCGAAGAGGAAGGGUUGUCCGCUGGUCAAAGAAGAAUUAGAAACUUUGCCAAUAAUGCAAUGAAAACUGGUAUUUAUAAUGAAAAAGAGUUAUAUAACUAUAUGAGAUGA
This is a messenger RNA of Scheffersomyces stipitis CBS 6054, 1443 nucleotides long. RefSeq names its product DUF1479 domain-containing protein. The transcript has a single exon. The coding region runs from base 1 to 1443 and encodes 480 amino acids. NCBI's taxonomy places the organism in Eukaryota, Fungi, Ascomycota, Pichiomycetes, Serinales, Debaryomycetaceae. The record is from RefSeq and is a predicted model, not a curated record.